GGUUGACCCUCUGUGCUUGGGAAUCACUUCCAAUCCCUUCAGAUACUUGCUUGUUUCUCAGCGAGUACCAGCUCACCUCUGAAUCCUUUAACAACAUGGCACCAAAGAAGAUUGAACCUAAGAAACCUGAGCCCAAAAAACCAGAGCCUAAGAAAGACGCACCUCCAGCUGCUAAGCCAGCUCCACCUCCAGAGCCACUGCCUGCGCCACCCAAGGAGCCUGAUUUUGAUCCCAAAAGCAUCACUCUUGAGUACAGCGCUGACCAGAUUGAGGAGUUCAAGGAAGCCUUCACCUUGUUCGACCGCACACCGACUGGAGAAAUGAAGAUUACAUACGCUCAGUGCGGAGACGUGAUGCGAGCUCUCGGCCAGAAUCCGACCAAUGCAGAUGUGCUGAAAGUGCUUGGAAAACCACGACCAGAAGACAUGAGCACUAAAAUGGUGGACUUUGAGACCUUCUUGCCAAUGUUGCAACAUAUCUCCCGUGCAAAAGACCAAGGCAACUUUGAGGAUUUUGUGGAGGGGCUCAGGGUUUUUGACAAGGAAGGCAAUGGCACCAUCAUGGGAGCAGAGCUGCGUCAUGUGCUGGCAACACUGGGAGAGAGGAUGACAGAAGACGAGGUGGACAGACUGAUGGCUGGACAGGAGGAUGCCAACGGGUGUAUCAACUAUGCCUCCUUUGUAAAGCAUAUUCUCUCUGGGUGAAAGGGACAUUUAACCAUAAGGACUUAAUAUUAGCUCUGUUUUCUCCACAUUCUGGAUCCUUACUUAACAUUUGUCCAUUUAGAGGUGAGCAUGUCACAUAGUUAGUGUCACUAUGUUAUCAAAAGCAGCAGUUAAUGAAGUUCAAUGAAAAUAUGUCGGCCCCAAGACCUAUGAUUAGUUCUUUUUAAUAAACACUCUGAAAUAUAAUGAAAUGCCAGUGAGAUAAGGAUAUGGACAUCCAUAAAGAAAACUCCAUUAAUAAAGGAAAUAUGAUUACAAA
Messenger RNA from Micropterus salmoides (largemouth bass), 984 nucleotides. Its product is annotated as myosin light chain 4-like. The record is from RefSeq and is a predicted model, not a curated record. Lineage: Eukaryota; Metazoa; Chordata; Actinopteri; Centrarchiformes; Centrarchidae. Gene Ontology annotation, molecular function: calcium ion binding. The coding region runs from base 96 to 704 and encodes 202 amino acids. Gene Ontology annotation, cellular component: myosin II complex. The transcript has a single exon.